Xiphophorus hellerii (green swordtail) is the source of this 3932-nucleotide messenger RNA. RefSeq names its product neurabin-2-like. The transcript has 11 exons. Gene Ontology annotation, molecular function: actin filament binding. Gene Ontology annotation, biological process: calcium-mediated signaling; neuron projection development; actin filament organization. Lineage: Eukaryota; Metazoa; Chordata; Actinopteri; Cyprinodontiformes; Poeciliidae. Gene Ontology annotation, cellular component: postsynaptic density; actin cytoskeleton; dendrite. The record is from RefSeq and is a predicted model, not a curated record. The coding region runs from base 254 to 2698 and encodes 814 amino acids.
CCUUAUGACCCGGAAGCUUCCUCCUGCAUGCAGCAGCAGCAGCAGCAGCAGUCUGCCGCUACAGGAGGACCAGAAAUCUGCAGCUCACAGAAUGAAGAGAUCAAAAUGAUGCUGCCUCCAAAAAGGGAUUAAACUCCGGGCUGGGCGCCACCUCGCUGGGAUCCGCCGCCGGGUGGAGGAACAACAGAUUUUGGGAGGGGAGUGGAAGGGAGACAUGAGGUCGCUGAGCAUCCGUCGCGACGCCUGACCGAACAUGAUGAAGACCGAAUCCACAUCCAAGAGCACCAGCUCCACGCUCAGGAGCCCGUCCCCACACAGGAACGCGUACGAGGCGGGGAUGCAGGCCCUGAAGCCGGUCAAAGACGGCGCCGCCAACGGGGACAUGCAGGAUGGCCCCCGGGGCCGCAGGUACGGCUCCAACGUGCACCGCAUUAAAAACAUGUUCCAGCAGAUGCAGACCACGACCGGGGGCGACGUGGAGGCGGAGGACGGCGCCAGGACGGUGCGGCUGUCCCUGCCCAGAGCCGGCAGCUUGAAUGAAAACGUGGACCACAGCGCGCUGCUGAAGCUCGGCUCCACCGUGUCCGAGCGCGUCAACAAGUUCGACCCCAAAGCCGAGAACGGGCACCAGCGGGCCUCGUCGCCCAGCUACUCCAAGCUGCAGGAGACCCGCCGCAUCUUCGAGCAGCAGCAGCAGGAGAAGCAGGAGAGGCUGGAGAAGCUGAGCACCACCCGGGUGCUGCUGAAGACCGACAAGACCCCGGCCUUCCAGGAUGGCAGGCUGGACAUGGUGUCUCGCUUUAACGGCAGCACAGAGUCCCUGGACAGCCUGGACACCAGCGAGGCGGUGUCCCCUACGGUGAGCCAGCUCAGUGCUGUGUUUGAGAGGGCGGCUGAGCUGCGGAACAACCUUCACCGGCUCUCCUCCACACCGCCGCUCCCUUCCAGGGGGGUCAGCACCAAGGUGGGGGUGUUGAACUCAAAGAUAAUCACCAAGAGGGUCAGUGCCUUUGCAUCAGGCCACCAGGAGGAAGAGAUAAGCAAUCAGAAGGGCAGAGAGGGGGCGCCCAGGGGCCUUAGAGGAAGGGUCACGCCUCCAUCCGAAAGCAUCAAUGGAGGCAAGAGUGCUAGCAAAUGUCCCACCGCGGAACAUUCAAGUAAUGUAGGAGAGUCCAUUGAGCAAAGAGAAAAGACUGUUGUGGAUGUGGGUGUGGAGGCCAAAGAGAUUGUCCAACAUGAAAAUCUGCCUGGGGCCAAGGGGCUCAACAGCACAGGCGACCUCCACGGGUAUGUGGAGAACGGAGAAGAUGCUGCAGAGGUCAAAAGUUCUCCAAAGACCGACGAGAUGCUGGCGCAGGUGGAGGAGAAGGAAGACGAGAACGACGACAGGACUCAGAGGGACGACAAGUCGGAACGUGACCUCACAAACAUAAGCACCUGCAGCACCAUGGGGGACGAUUACGGGGAAAGCCAGAAGGACGAGGAGGAAGAGGAGGGAGAGGAAGAGGAGGGCGAUGAGCGCUAUGAGCCUGAGUCCAGCUGCGUGGAGAUUCCUGGCCUUCCCGUUGAGGAGGACCCGCCCCCGUCCAGGAAGAUCCGCUUCAGCUUAGAGCCCAUCAAGGUUUUUGCCACCUAUCCAAACGAGGACUACGACAGGCGCAAUGAAGACGUGGAUCCCAUGGCGGCGUCGGCAGAGUACGAGCUGGAGAAGCGGGUGGAGAGGCUGGACCUGUUUCCUGUGGAACUGGAGAAAGAUGGAGACGGCCUGGGCAUCAGUAUCAUCGGGAUGGGCGCAGGGGCUGACAUGGGCCUGGAGAAACUGGGCAUCUUUGUGAAGACGGUGACAGAAGGAGGAGCAGCACACAGGGACGGCAGGAUCCAGGUGAACGACCUGAUUGUGGAGGUAGACGGGACCAGCUUGGUGGGAGUCACCCAAAGCUUUGCCGCCUCCGUACUCAGGAACACCUCAGGAACUGUCAAGUUUGUGAUUGGGCGAGAGAAGCCGGGCGAGCAGAGCGAAGUGGCCCAGCUCAUCCAGCAGACCCUGGAGCAGGAGCGCUGGCAGAGGGAAAUGAUGGAGCAACGGUACAACCAAUACAUGGAUGAACAAGAGGGUGGUGAAUAUGGCACAGAUGAGGAAGAGGAUGAGGACGACGAGGCCAGCCCGCCGUAUCCCAGCGCCAUCGAGGUGUUUGACCUGGCGGAGAACGAGGACAUGUCGCCUCUGGAGACGGAUCCUGAGAAGCUCGCCCACAAAUAUAAAGAGCUCCAGAUAAAGCAUGCUGUGACUCAGGCGGAGAUCCAGCAGCUGAAGAGAAAGCUGCACCACGCUGAGCAGGAGAAGCAGCGCUGGCGAAUGGACAAGGCUCAGCUGGAGCAGACCCUGCAGGAGAACAAAGAGCGGAUGGAGAAGCUGGAGGGCUACUGGAUGGAGGCGCAGAGCCUGUGUCAGGCUGUGGAUGAGCACCUGAAGGAGACGCAGGCCCAGUAUCAGGCCCUGGAGCGCAAAUAUAGCAAAGCCAAGCGGCUGAUCAAGGAGUAUCAGCAGAAGGAGAUUGAGUACCUAAAGAAGGAGACCCAGCGUUGUGCGCAGGUUGGAGCCGAGGCAUCUCUUCUGAAGGAGGAGUCGGGACAACUUCAGGAACAGGUGGCUGACCUGGAGGUCAGAGUGGAGGAGCUUAAAUCUGAGCCCUUAUAAAAGCCCUUUUUCAUUCCAUGUUAACCUGAUGAACUGAACUGCAGGGUAUCUUUGUCUCUAUCGUGAGCCCGGUCGUACACCGAGUCCUCAGGCUUUGUGUUUCGGCCAUUUAACCCUCUUACCCCCAUUUUUUUUGUUACCGUUCACUAAAAUGACAAAACGCAACAAGCAUAGACUCUGAUGAGCUCUAAAUGUACCUUUUCCUUUUAUUUCAGUUUGUUUUUACCCAUAAUUUGUUGUUUUGUGACAGACCAAGCUGUUGCUUUUAAUUGCCAAAAACAAAAACCCUUUCUUUGGUUUUUACCUACUUUUUGUGACCCUUUUUUUUCUCUCAGUUUUUGUACAGAUGUGAUGCUGUGUGUUUUUUGGUUUGGUUUGUAAAAAAUUUUAAUGUGGACAACAUUUAACAUAAUAUAAACCGAGAUUUGGAAGGUUGUUGUAAAUUUUCCGUGAUAGAGAUGUGGUACGAAGGAAGGAGUUUGCACCGAAGAAGCCGCGGCGCAACACGCCGACGGAACGAAGAGAACGAGUGGGACAUGAUUUCUAAACCGUAGUAACAGUAACCUUCUUUUAGGUGUCUCGUCACCUAACCUUGCUGCCUACUUUCCAGAAGUGUUUGUGUAUUUUCUACACACUAAAACCCAUCAACAAGCGAUCAUUCCUCCGGUUCCAUCCCCUUGUGUCUUUAGAAGAGGUACCACACGAAACAAACCUGCAACUUCUGUGCCACAGGUGACAACGGAUCUGUUUUUCCCUCCAGAUGGACGUUGCUAAGGACUUGUGUAACUGGAAUUACUGAUACCUGAACCAUUACCAGACUGGGAACAUUUCUAUUUAUUUUUUUGUCCUUUCCCAAAGUCGUUACCAGCAGAGAAGUUUUCGUCUCGAACCAGCAGCUGCACUUGACAACCACCGCGUGUAGCACAUGGAAAAACACUGCCAGGUUUCUUACCUGUUUUCGGUUCAUGCACCGUUUGAAGCAGUCACCUGUCAUUGCAGUAUGUUUGUAUAGUUUCAGGUCAGACUUCAAUAUUUUCAAAUUGCGUAAUAUUUAUAACGUAGUCAAGAAAAAAAAAUGGACAAAAGCAAAGAAAAAGGUAAUCGAAUAGACGAAGCUGUACUGUGUCAUGUUAAAACCGAGUAGUAGAUGAGGGUGGUUAUGAAAACAAAACCUAGGAUUACUUAAUUUAAAAAAAAAAACAACAAAAAAAAACAGGCAUGGUUAUGACUAUUU